GUCCGUGCAGUCGUGUUGGCCGGAGUGAAAAGCGUCGAGGAAAACUUGCAAAACAAAAAAAAAAGCACAGAGCACAGCAGAGAAAAUAAAAACAGUAAUAGAAAUAGAAAUAGAGAAAAGUAAAUAGCAAACAAGUGCAGUUUCGCUGGGAGAGUGUUGAGUAGAAAGAAGAUUAAUCCCUCGGAUCUAGCAUAGUUACACCUAGAUACCUACACUUUUGGUGGUCCCAAAACCAAAAGCACGGAGUACUGAAAAAGCUGAGCAGCUGAGAAAGUAUCCACAACCAUGUCGACGCUGCCCUUCCUGCUGAGCGUCGCCGACGAGCUGGACAACAUACACUCGCAGUCCUACAUGGACGACUUUGGCCUGGGCUUCCAUCCGCACCGCCAGUACUACCGCACUCCGACCAUCCAGCUCUCCCUGCCCGCCAGCACCGACUGGACGGGAUCGGGUCGGGACUGGUCCGGCCAGGCGGCGGCGGGCAACAGGCACAGUCGCUAUCGCAGCUACAAGUUCUACGAUGACUCACAGAACAAUCUGGAGGAGGAGGAGCAGCCGGCGGAGGAGCCGCUGCCCGUGGAGCAGGUGGAGUUGCCCCAACAGCUGGUGCCCCAGAACAACCAGACGAUAUCGCAGGCUCAGCAGGCAUCGAAUGGAGCGGCCACAGCGCCACCCGCUCGCCAGGGACUGGGCAUGGUCAACUCGCACUCCCACGAUGUGGGCGUGGGCGGUUUGGGGCUGAAUCUCAAGGCCGGCGAGGAGGAGGACGACGAGAACAUCGAUCGCACGGUGCGCAUGUAUAACUUGUCCAAGAAGUGCUGCAAGAACUACUACCGCCAUGCCCUGGAGACCGGACCCGGCGCCAGUGGCAAGAUGAAGUGCAGCAACCUGCGCUCCGAGAGCCACAAGUCCAGCUCCAGCUCGGAGGAGAGCCUCCAGAAGAUACCCUCGCCCAUUGAGUUCCUCACCUGCUUCCUGGUGAAGAAGUCGCGCACCCCCAAGGCCACUGUGCCCGUGGGCCAGCCGCUGAAGAAGACAUAGAACUCGGCCAGGCUGCUGCCAGCAGCGUUGUCCGCCAGGACCAGCACCACCAUUAGCUCCACGGCCACCACCAGUGGAGCCGUGACCAAUGCCAGCCUGGACACGGACACGACCACGUCGAAGCGGCGGAGCAACUGCUUCUGAAUGUUGGCGGGAGUCGGAGUCGUGUGUGGCCAGGCCUGGAGUUGGCUCCAGCGGUGCGGGGAGCUGCCCAGCUCGGAGCCCGCCUCCUUGCCAGCGACGCGUCUGGGCAGGAUCGCCUACUAGGCCCUCGCCUCGUCGUCGUCCGACUCCGAUUCGCAGUCAGGGGUAGAUAUGUAUAUGAUUUGGCACUGGUUUAACCUCUGGCUUAAAUGUUGAAGUUAAUGGAAUUUAUCGAAAAGGAUUUUGAAAGGUUAGCGAUUUCGAUUUGCACUGGAGGGGAGUUUUUUAAGUUACUUACUUUUGAAUUAAAACUAAAUGAAGCCCUAGAGGUUUAAAGGAUUGUACCUUCCUUCCAAAGUGACUCUUGAAUUUUGUAUUCAACCUUGAACCCAAAAACUGCAUUUAACGCGAACAUAUAGGUAUGUAAAUCGAUUCAUUUGGAAUGCGUUGUUGUGCAGCAACAAACUACGCUUCUAUUUUUUUCCAGGAACGUAACCAUAAAAUAACCAACAUUUUUCGACUUUUCUGUUUAUUAAACACGAUUCCCUGAAAACCCCAUGUAAACGAUUACUCAGUGCAAACAUUUGCUAACCGCAAUGUGCAAGCAACUACAGGCCAAAGCAAAUCGAAGCUUAUAACAACAAAUAAUAUUACAAGUAAAGGAAAUUCUAGUUUAGAAUAUAAAUACAGAAAAACUCUUCAACCAACACCGAUAAAAUUUUUGCAAACCAAACACACACAAUUUUUAAAGCCAGAUUUAUACCAAAUUAAGGGGAUACCAAGAAUUUGUUAAGCAACAUUUUUUAUACGAUUUUUUGAUACCAAGCAAAAGAUAUAACUUAUAUACGGAUAUUAUAUUAAUACUGGGAAGUUUAAUUAAAUCAAGUCAGGGGAAUGCAAGCUCAACCAAAACCCUUUGGCAAUACCUAUAUUUCCACAUUAGUUUUUGGUAUUUUUUAACGAAAGGGGUAUACUACUUUCAGGGAACCUUUUAUAACACCUUAUUUUCUGCUAUUUAUCGAAUAAUGGUAUGGGUUGAGUUUGGAAUUCCGCACAAUUUUAUAAAAGCUGUUAGCUGUUUUAAGCCAAAUAAAUUGCGGGCUAAUUCAAUAGGUCUUCUGGAAAGCACACACAACACACCAAUAGCAAUGUUUCAUUUUCACACAAACACAGGAAAGUUUGGCUUUUUCCUAUUUCCCCCAGCCAACUAAAAAAUGUUGGCGAAAACAGGAAAUUUUUAGUAAAGCUGGGGGAACUUUUGCACAAUGUGGGCAAGUGUUUUGGCAAAAGGGUGGGUUGGUGGGGUAGUAAGCCCUAUGAAAAGUGAAACAUGUUUUCAAUUUCCUUUUUUCGGGGGACUGUAAACAAGUCAAUAGCGAACUACGACUAAGGACAAACACACAGAAGACCUUGGUCCCAAUUUCAAAUUAGCAGAAAAGCAAAACAGAAAAAAACGAAGCGCAAAGAAAGAUUUUCCAGCAGAAUUGUAAACGGAAAACUUUGGCGGGGCUUGCGUCCGGUUAAGAACUGGAUCACAGAUAUAACAGAAUAAAUAUAUAUUUAUAGUUUUGUAGUCAGAUAUUCUCUUGCGUGUUCUAAAUGUAUUCUAAAUGUUGAAAACGAAAAUAUUUCAAAUGUAUUUACAACUAAUCAAGAAGAACAUUUUAUAUAUAUGUAUACUAAUGUGUAGUCACACUGUUUGCACUUUUCAGAGUUUAGAAACAAGGCGUAAGGUAAAAAUACCGAAAGUAUAUCUAUAAAUAUAUCACAAAUCAUAGCUUUACCGCAACGAAAACGAAAUAAAUCCAAAACUCAGCAUCAUAUCUUUCGGAUAAAUGUAAAAUCUAAGAGCUCCAAACCGAAACCAUAAAUAAGCCACAAUGAAAAUGUUAAUAAAAAUUACCUAGCUGUAGUUUGGACUAACGAUUUUUGCCAGUAGCUCUCGCAAAACUUUUAUCUAGAUGGACAAGCAUUUUAACAUUGGCCAACUCGGCCGUCACUCAUCUAACCGAUAUAACCAAAGUAAUUUAGACGUUCCUCAGAACUCGAUCACUUGCAUGGCAAAGGAAACCUCUCGUAACACAUACUUUAUCAACGAAGAACACACUCAACGCAUAUCAUUCCAAUACAAUAGAUUUCAGCUAAAUCGUAUUCAACUUGAGAUUCAAUAAAUAAAUAUGAGAAAAUAUA
Messenger RNA from Drosophila biarmipes, 3375 nucleotides. RefSeq lists its product as uncharacterized. Bases 286 to 1041 code for a protein of 251 amino acids. The record is from RefSeq and is a predicted model, not a curated record. NCBI's taxonomy places the organism in Eukaryota, Metazoa, Arthropoda, Insecta, Diptera, Drosophilidae. The transcript has a single exon.